CCCGCGCACCUGGAAGCCAGCCAGCCAGCCCGCCCGCCCGCCCCCCGGCCCCAGCAGCCCCGAUCCCCCGCACGCCACCUCCAUGGACUGAAUGAAGACCGCCUGCACCUCCUAUCGAUGCCUAACCAAAGAGCUGGAGAGCUGCACCAUGAACCCGGAGCUGACCAUGGAGACCCUGGGCCCCUUGCACGGGCCCGCCAGCCAUGAGCAGGAGCUGAUGGGCAGCCCCAGCCCCCACCACCACCCGCCCAGCCGGAGCGCCGGCUCGCUCCGGGUGCACGCGCCGCCACCGCCGCCAGGCCCGCCGCCGCCUUCCCACCAGGAGCUGGCGGUGUCCGCCUCCUCGCGCUCGGCCAUGGUGAGCAGCAUGGCCUCCUUGCUGGACGGGGCAGGGGACUACCGGCCGGAGCUGUCCAUCCCGCUGCACCACGCCAUGAGCAUGCCCUGCGACUCCUCGCCGCCCGGCAUCGGCAUGACCAGCACCUACACCACGCUGACGCCGCUGCAGCCGCUGCCGCCCAUCUCCACCGUCUCGGACAAGUUCCACCACCCGCACGCCCACCACCACCACCACCCGCACCACCACCCGCACCCCGCGCACCCGCACGCCCACCCCCACCAGCGCCUCUCGGGCAACGUCAGCGGCAGCUUCACCCUCAUGCGGGACGAGCGGGGGCUGCCGGGCAUGAACAGCCUCUACAGCCCCUACAAGGAGAUGCCGCCCGGCAUGGGGCAGAGCCUCUCGCCCCUGGCGGGCGCCCCCCUGGGCAGCGGCCUGGGCUCCCUCCACAACAGCCAGCAGAGCCUCCACAACUACGGGCCGCCCUCGGGCCACGACAAGAUGCUCAGCCCCAACUUCGACGCCCACACUGCCAUGCUGGCCCGCGGGGAGCAGCACCUCUCCAGGGGCCUGGGCACCCCGCCGGCGCCCAUGAUGUCCCACCUCAACGGCAUGCACCACCCCGGGCACGCGCAAGCCCACGGGCCCGUCUUGGCCUCCGGCCGGGAGAGACCCCCCUCUUCCUCGGGCACCCAGGUCAACAACUCCGGGCAGCUGGAAGAGAUCAACACCAAAGAAGUGGCGCAGAGAAUCACGGCGGAGCUGAAGCGCUACAGCAUCCCCCAGGCGAUCUUCGCCCAGAGGGUGCUGUGCCGUUCUCAGGGGACCCUUUCAGACCUUCUAAGGAACCCUAAACCUUGGAGUAAACUGAAAUCGGGCCGGGAGACCUUCAGGAGGAUGUGGAAAUGGCUGCAGGAACCCGAGUUCCAGAGGAUGUCGGCCUUAAGACUUGCUGCAUGCAAGCGCAAAGAACAAGAACCAAACAAAGACAGGAACAACUCCCAGAAGAAAUCUCGUCUGGUUUUCACUGAUCUCCAACGCAGAACACUUUUUGCCAUCUUCAAAGAGAACAAACGUCCAUCCAAAGAAAUGCAGAUCACCAUCUCUCAACAGCUGGGCUUGGAACUUACCACUGUCAGUAACUUCUUCAUGAAUGCUAGGAGGCGGAGUCUCGAGAAAUGGCAGGAUGAUCUGAGCACCGGGGGAGCCUCCUCAACCUCCAGCACUUGUACCAAAGCAUGAUCGAAGAACAGAAUCUAAAUUGGGCACAACUCAACUAAUAUCUAUGAAAAGGAUUCUUAAUGGGGCCCUUCACUGGUGAUCUGAAAGCACAAUUCUCUUAGACAGUAAUACUAAUUUACAAAAUAGGGCAUUUAAUUUCUUUUAAAUGGCUAUUUGUUUUUUAAAAGUGCAAGCCAAAAAUACAUUAAAGGCAGGCUAAGCAUGUCUGAAACACAAAUAGGUCAUUCAUGAGCCACAUUAGUCUGGGGCCAACAUGACAAGAGUAAAUGAAAGCUCAGAAUAUCCAUUUGCUUUGACGGGAAAGGGAUUGGCCAACAAAAUGGCACCCAGCUUAGCAGAUUGCUUACCUAAAGAAAGCCAACCAUGUCUGACCUAAUUUGUUUUCUGAAUGUUUAGAUUCUCUACACUACACUAUACCAAAGCUCACAAACAUUGCAACACACAAGUACUGAGCACAAACUUUAACUACUCCUAAGAACAUUGGGUUUUUAUUUUAGAAACUCAGGCAUUGUUACAUUAGGUAUUUUCAGAAUGAUCCGACUUAACGCUUCUGGCUUUUAUGAAACAAAGUAUUGUCUAUGAAAUACAGUCUUGGAUCAGUAAGAUUUGGUUCCCUUGGACCCAAACUAUCAAGCACAAAGACAAUAGAUGUAGAAAACAGGACCAGCUCUGGACUCUUUGCCUGUUCUUACAAAAGGUGCUCGGAGUUAGGGAGGUGUUAGUGAACACAUUGGUUUCAAGCACACUUUUGCAGGUCUUCACAAUUUCUAUUUGUACAUAGUGCAGACACACACUCAGGAAGCCAGUUUAGAUGCUACCACACUUAGAGCAAAUGCAACGCUUCAAAAGCUCUAGCUUUUUAAUAAAAAAUCAAAACAAACCAUGAAUGCAUCCUUACUAGUUACAAGGCAUCUAAUUUCAUCACGUCAUUGUUAUCCAAGGACAUUCAUGGUACACCUUUAGUUGCCACUUCAGUUCUGUAUUGAAGUUAGUUGGUAUUUUUAGGCAAGAAAGCAAAUGCCUUCAUGAUGUCACUGACCACUGGAGCGCUGACUUAAAUAUAGUCUCCAAACCUGUUCCAUGGAUAAAAUCAUCUCCACCUUCCACUUCAUGUAAGAAUGCAGCACACCAAAGAUGCAGGAUACUGCAAGCCAAAGAUCAUCAUAACUUGCCAUUUUCUAACAUCGUCACUUUUCACGUCGUCGUCAUCACCAUCCUCCUCCUUGUAGUCAUAUUCUGAAUAUAUUAGAAAUAGAAGUCAACAGUUGUCAAGGUACAUUUGUCUUUCAGUUCACCUUACCAGUGAGCCAAAAGCGUCAACAUUCUUGAGUUAAAUAGCAGAGCUAAUUGUAACCACGCUAGGGUGCAAUGUUCAUCUAAUGGUACACAUAUACCAUCUUCCUCAUCGGAAUUGCUCUGGUCACACAAUGUGCAUAUUUACCAGUGAAUAGCCCCCUUCCUUGGAACACCACUUGAGUGUUCAAAAGCAAGCCAAACGCUGUAACGAUCCUUUAAAGACACUUGAGACUCUUUUAUGUACUACUUAAUCGAAACCAAAGAAACUUUUUCUGCACCUACUUCUUCUGCAACAAACUGUUCCAUUUAGGGAAAAAGAAAUAAAGAAAUGAAUAAUAAUUAAAAAAAAACAAGGAAGCACGUCAGGAAACAAACCAAUGAGAACACACUGUGUUUUGACAGACAUCUUGGGACAUUUUUAGGAAGCAGAGUUCAAAGAAAGGGUUGACAAGAAAGGAAAAGAAUGGAAAAGCCAACGGGAUUGCUGCUUCAUUUGACAACUCAGUAAUCUUAAAGUUGAAGAUUGUCUUUAAUUUGUGCCUAUGCAGUUUUUUCAAAAGAACAAGGAACAGAGCAACCGAGACCUCAACAGCUACAAUACCAAAGAUGAGGAUUUCUCACGACUUUUAGUUCAGUUCAUUAUCUCCCCUUGCACAGCUAAUAUGCUUAUAGCACCAUUGAUCUGUGUAAAGGUAAAUUGAUUCUGUUUCUUUUGAGCAACAAACAAACAAACAAAAGGGAUGAUUUUAAGUUA
Messenger RNA from Hemicordylus capensis (graceful crag lizard), 3632 nucleotides. It is a transcript of the gene ONECUT2, whose product is annotated as one cut homeobox 2. Gene Ontology annotation, biological process: regulation of transcription by RNA polymerase II. Gene Ontology annotation, molecular function: DNA-binding transcription factor activity, RNA polymerase II-specific; RNA polymerase II cis-regulatory region sequence-specific DNA binding. Gene Ontology annotation, cellular component: nucleus. Lineage: Eukaryota; Metazoa; Chordata; Lepidosauria; Squamata; Cordylidae. The record is from RefSeq and is a predicted model, not a curated record. The transcript is spliced from 2 exons. The coding region runs from base 92 to 1582 and encodes 496 amino acids.